Abrus precatorius (Indian licorice) is the source of this 1122-nucleotide messenger RNA. RefSeq lists its product as uncharacterized. NCBI's taxonomy places the organism in Eukaryota, Viridiplantae, Streptophyta, Magnoliopsida, Fabales, Fabaceae. The coding region runs from base 157 to 792 and encodes 211 amino acids. The record is from RefSeq and is a predicted model, not a curated record. The transcript is spliced from 6 exons.
ACCCACACUGCCAUUUCCGUUGUAGCCACGUUCCACAUUUAUUUCUUAGUAUAUUCAAAAUUGUUUCAUUUUCAACCUAUGUCCAUGUCUCACUUAUAUAAACGCAACAAGUACCCAUGUAUCACACCCUUGUUUCCUCUCUUUUGACUGUUAGAAAUGGCCUUUGCAAGUGUUGUGCCUCUUGUUGCACUUCUUCUUCUUCAUCCCCUUUUAGCUACAAGUGACCUCCUCUCACCUAUUCUUUCACCCAUCUUUGAUGAUGUCUGCAAAGAAGUGGAAUGUGGAAAAGGAACAUGCAAAGCCUCUAAGAACAGCACUUUCUUCUUUGAAUGCGAGUGUGAUCAGGGUUGGAAGCAAUCUCUUUCCAAGGAUGAGGAUGGCUUGACCUUUCUCCCUUGCAUAGUUCCCAAUUGCACAUUGGACUACUCUUGCUCCAAAGCCCCUGCCCCUAUUCAAGAAAAAGCAGCAAAAUCCAAUGAGUCGAUCUUUGAUGCUUGCCAUUGGAUUGAUUGUGGCGGUGGCUCAUGUAACAAGACAUCCAUGUUCUCCUAUAAGUGUGAAUGUGAUGCUGGCUAUUACAACAUCCUUAAUGUCACUGCCUUCCCUUGCUUCAAAGAAUGUUCUCUUGGCAUGGGUUGCUCUGAACUUGGAAUAUCAAUGAGCAACUCAUCUACAUCUGCACCACCAUCAUUGAAUGACGACAGUAAGAAUGAGGCUAGCUCGAUUCUACAUGGAAGUUCACUUUGGCUGGUCAUGGUGAUUAUGUUCAUGGCAAAGCUACUGUUGCAAUAGGAUAGUUGCUAGAUGGUUUUAGCAGUAUCUCAUUCUGUUUAUUAAUUUGAUGAGGUGGUGAUCAUAUAAAUAAGGGAUCAAGGUUUAAUCACAUCACAGUUUUAAUUAUUAUAGGUAUCUAGUACACGAGAGAUCAUGGUUCAAUUUCCUUGUUAUUUUUUGCCCUUUCUUUUUUUCAUUCUUCUUUGUACAAUUAUUCCAGAACAUAUCUUAAUGUCAUGAUUGAGGGGCUUCUAACUUUUUGUACUUCCCAAAGUGCCUUCAAUUUAUUUGUUUCGUUUUAUUUUCAUGCAACUUGCCGUGGUUAAUGUAAAGUUCCAUCUUCUUUGU